This is a messenger RNA of Carlito syrichta (Philippine tarsier), 1333 nucleotides long. It is a transcript of the gene GNG2, whose product is annotated as G protein subunit gamma 2. Gene Ontology annotation, cellular component: heterotrimeric G-protein complex. Gene Ontology annotation, biological process: G protein-coupled receptor signaling pathway. Gene Ontology annotation, molecular function: G-protein beta-subunit binding. The transcript has 3 exons. The record is from RefSeq and is a predicted model, not a curated record. NCBI's taxonomy places the organism in Eukaryota, Metazoa, Chordata, Mammalia, Primates, Tarsiidae. The coding region runs from base 410 to 625 and encodes 71 amino acids.
AACAAAGGGGGACAGAGGAUUAGAGUCCAAUGACGGGCAGAAGCCCAGGAGCAGACAAAGUCAGAGCCAGCCCUGAAAUGGAAACGAGAGGGAAAAGCAGCAAGCAGCUAACAGCUACCCAGUUGAGGAGGAAGUGCGAGAUGCGCUGCUUCCUGUAGAAAGAGCGUGGACUGAAGACAAAGCUGGGUGGGGACUAGUCCCUGGGCUGCAGCCGCUGCUGGUACACACACACGACGCGGCCGCCGACUCCGUGGGCAACUCCUACUACGGCUGGGCUGGGCUGGGCUGCGCUGCGCCGCGCCCGAGCUCGCCUGCAUAGACCCGCUCAGGAGAGAGGGAGAAAGAAGCCACGCUCCUCCGACCCAGCCUCGGGAGCCAAGUGUGUCUGAAAACCCCUCCCAGCACUCCGAUGGCCAGCAACAACACCGCCAGCAUAGCACAAGCCAGGAAGCUGGUAGAGCAGCUUAAGAUGGAAGCCAACAUCGACAGGAUAAAGGUGUCCAAGGCAGCUGCAGACUUGAUGGCCUACUGUGAAGCGCAUGCCAAGGAAGACCCCCUGCUGACCCCAGUUCCGGCUUCAGAAAACCCAUUUAGGGAGAAGAAGUUUUUCUGUGCCAUCCUUUAAGUCUCCAAGAGAAGCCGGAAGAGCCCCACGGGGCUCCUGGGACACCAAUGUAGAGUUUUUAGCAAAGUGGGCACCUUUCUAGUCCACGGCAUUUGAAGAGUGUGAGGAGAACCAUCCUGGAGACUCCAGGCUGUGCAUGUUUAAAGAACUGGUCCCCCUUAUGAGAAUGCAAGUCAAUCCACGUCCUGAGUUAAGAGAUCUGAUCCUCCAGAACCGCCUGGAGGAGGGGAAUCCAUAAAAAUACAAUUGGAGUCACUUCUUUUCUGCUAUCCUCCCCCCCAAAAAAACCCUUCUGUUUCUGCUUCAUAUUUUAAAAAUAAAAAUUAAAACAGCUGUACUGAGCUAAGAAGAUACGUAAGACCUCCUUGGAAUGAAUAUUGUCUUUGGAAUACCCCUUGAUAACCUGAGUUGUCUAGUGCAGCCACAGUUCGGUUUAAGGGCAUUGAUAUUUAGUCUUUGUGCCUUUAUUUUCUUUUUUCCGUCUCCCCUACCCCUCCUCCCACCCCUCCCCAUUAGAGUAGUGUGGCAAUAAGGCUGGACGUGUCUAGAAGGACAGGCAUCAAUCCAAAAUGUUUAGGGAGAUGUUCCCCGUGGCAUAUCCUCAUGGUAACAACAAAAUGCCGGUUGUCUAUGUUCCCUUAUCACUCUUCCUAACAUGUGUACAUGAUAGCUUUGAUUCUGCAAGUAAAAGUAAAUCAUGUGUUGUGA